GAGCUCUUCGUCCGCGGCCAGUCUGGCCGAAGUGUGAGAAUUCAGCUGGUGAUGGCCUACACAGCUCAGGCAGAUGAGAAGACAGGCCCUGGUACCCCUACAGAUGCUCAUGCUAGAGCCUUACUGGUUUGCAAUGGACCUUUAGAACAUUAUGACUUUUUGAUUAAGCACAAAGAGCUGAAGAAUGAUGAGCAACAAAGAAGAGUUGUGCAACACCUGCAGAAAUUGCAUGAGAGCCUUAAAGGCUACAGCAUUGAUUCAAAAAAUGUUCUUUCAAAGUUCUUUGCCAAAACCCAACCCCCGAAAGGGCUUUAUGUCUAUGGAGAUGUUGGCACAGGAAAGACAAUGGUGAUGGACAUGUUCUAUUCUCACUUAAAAGUAGAAAGGAAAAAGAGAGUCCAUUUUCAUGGCUUCAUGUUGGAUGUACACCAGAGAAUACAUCGCCUUAAGCAGAACUUACCAAAGAGAAAAGCAGGAUUUAUGGCCAAAUCAUAUGACCCAAUUGCACCUGUGGCAGAGGAAAUAAGCCAAGAGGCUGCUCUCCUGUGUUUUGAUGAAUUUCAGGUCACUGACAUUGCUGAUGCCAUGAUUCUGAAGCAGCUUUUUGAAAAUCUCUUCCAGAAUGGGGUUGUCGUUGUGGCAACAUCUAACAGGCCGCCAGAAGAUCUCUAUAAAAAUGGUCUUCAGAGGGCUAAUUUUGUACCAUUCAUUGCUGUGCUGAAGAAAUACUGCAGCACAAUCCAGCUUGAUUCUGGAAUAGACUACAGGAAACGAGUGCUUCCAGCUGCUGGAAAACUUUACUACCUCACAAGUGAAGCUGAUGUGGAGGCUGUCAUGGAUAAGUUGUUUGAUGAGCUGGCUCAGAAACAAAAUGAUUUAACUAGACCAAGGAUUCUAAAAGUGCAAGGCAGAGAGCUGAGGCUGAAUAAAGCGUGUGGAACCAUUGCAGACUUCACAUUUGAAGAGCUGUGCGACAGACCUCUUGGAGCCAGCGACUAUUUGGAAAUAUCAAAGCAUUUUGACACAGUGUUUGUUCGUGACAUACCACUUCUUACAAUAGCAAAAAGGACACAAACUCGUCGUUUCAUUACUCUUAUUGACACCUUUUAUGAGCAUAAGGUGCGCAUUAUCUGUUCUGCCGCAGCUCCUCUCCAAAGCUUGUUCCUGGUGGAACGUGGCAGUGGUGAACUGCCAGACAACAGAGUGCUGAUGGAUGAUUUGGACUUGAGCCAGGAUUCUGCCAAAGGACUCUCCAUGUUUACAGGAGAGGAGGAAAUCUUUGCCUUUCAGCGUACUCUCUCACGGCUUACAGAAAUGCAGACUGAACAGUAUUGGAAUGAUGGGGACAGAAGCAAAAAAACAUAAUUAAAAGUUGAAUGAAAUCACCAAGAAGUAAAAUUACAGCAUGAAAUCACCAAGAAGAAAAAUUGGAAAAGCUUCGGAAAAGCACUGGAAAGCUUUUUAGCGCAACUUGAAUAAUAAUUGCACUUUAUCAUCUGGACCAUGUUUUCUUUCAUCAAUAGUUUUUUGAGUUUAAGACAUGAGGUCUCAGUUAUUUUUCUGUACCACCAGUGUGUGGAUAUGUGAAAUUUUGCCAUAAUUUGUUCUUCUUCUAACCUGUCUGGAUGUCUGGGUCCACACAGUGGUGGUGAAAGGAAUUAAAGCCAGCUGGUGGCUGGUCACCAGUGGGGCUCCCCAGGGCUCAGUAUUGGGGCCAGCCCUCUUCAAUAUCUUUAUCCAUGGUAUGGACAAGGGGAUCAAAGUGCACUCUCAGUAAGUUCACAGAUGACGCCAAGUUGGGUGGUAGUGUUGGUCUGCAGGAGGGUAGGAAGGCUCUGCAAAGGGAUCUGGUCAGGCUGGAUCAAUGGGCAGAGGCCAGUUGUAUGUUGUUCUAAAAGGCCAAGUGCCAGGUCCUGCCCAUGGGUCACAGCAACCUCAGGCAGCACCACAGGCUGAGGCAGAGUGGCUGGAAAGCUGCCCAGGGGAAAAGGAGCUGAGGGUGCUGGUCAACAGCAGCUGAACAUGAGCCUGCUGUGCCCAGGUGGCCAAGAAGGCAAAUGGAAUCUUGGCCUGUACCAGCAACAGUGUGGCCAGCAGGAGCAGGGCAGGGAUUGUCCCCCUGUACCUGCACUGGUGAGGCCUCACCUUGAG
Molecule: messenger RNA, 2151 nt
Organism: Ficedula albicollis (Collared flycatcher)
Lineage: Eukaryota; Metazoa; Chordata; Aves; Passeriformes; Muscicapidae
Gene: AFG1L
Product: lactation elevated 1
Exons: 13
Coding region: 52-1365 (437 amino acids)
Cellular component (GO): cytoplasm; mitochondrion
Molecular function (GO): ATP binding; ATP hydrolysis activity
Source: RefSeq, a predicted model, not a curated record